Messenger RNA from Trichobilharzia regenti, 606 nucleotides. Lineage: Eukaryota; Metazoa; Platyhelminthes; Trematoda; Strigeidida; Schistosomatidae. The record is from the annotation of a GenBank genome assembly.
AUGGUUAAUUGUGCCAACUUUUCUGACUCCGACACCCAAGUGGAUAUCCUGAUGACAUCUGAAACGCCUGAGCAAAAAAUUACUAAUCUUUUACAACAAGUGACUGAAAAGUUGGGAGAAUACUUCACAAAAAUUAUUGAGGAUAAAUGCAGCAGUUUGAAGAAGAAGGAUGGACUUUGGUUUAACGAAACUGUUGAAGACCUCAUAUCUGAAUUUGAAAAGAGUACAUCUGGGAAAUGUGCAGAGAUUCUUUCUCAGUACGACAUAAAUAGCAACGCUGAUUUAGUGAAAAUGGUUAAUAAAAAAAGACGCAAGAAUAAAUCAUGGCGACCUUCUGGAGAUCCGGUAAAAGACAUUAAAGCUUAUCUUCUCCCUGUCAACAUAUCUUUUGUGGAAGAUCUGUAUUGUCUUUCCCAGGAGUUACAGCCAAAAGCGAGUAAAGGUUUGGCCGACUUGAAAAAGCUGCGUGCUACCCUGUAUGAUGAAAUGAUUGAAUUAAAGUCGAUUCCAGAAAAAUUAGAAAAAUUAACAAAGAAGACAGAAUUAGGCGAACCGCAAAUCCCGGAUUAUUUUGAGCCCAACCAGACGUUGUCUCCCUCGAAAUGA